UUGAGAUUAGAGAAGACGGAAGAGCACCGCGCGAAGCUGGCAUUGGGAUUGUCAGUGAAGUGCUGUUUCCGCAAGUCCCCAGAACUUCAAGUACUGGUUCUCAGAAUUACUUCCACCAUAUCUCAGCUGAUCUCCUUUGCUCUAGCUGAUAGUAUUGGAAACCACGCCAUCUGGGUCGAGAGCGGAUUGAUUUUUAUAGCUUAUCCCGUACCGACGCGGCAUCGGAAAUCUGGUCUUGCUACAUUGCUCUUCGAGAAUAACGCCGUUGCGUUACGCGAACAGCGUCCGAAACUGUUACGUCUCGGUGUCCUCAGUAAGAAUAGCUCUUUUGCCAGAAGGCGUUAAGUUUCGGUGGAGCCUUGAAGCUUCCAUCCAUCCCUUAUCACGUGAUCUGCGCCGUUGUUAAUGAAGCUGGUGUUAUAUUCGAGGCACUACGGUCACGAUCUUAUCCUGUCAACCUUACCGUGUGUCACAAAAUUACGGACGAGGGCUCGUUCGCCGUUUCCAAUGCAGAGCCAGCAUGUCGAAUCAGACCGAUUUACCAAACCGACGCUCCCCGGUCACUCUAAAAAGGGCAGCGGGCCAACCAAUUCAUAUUCCCUAGAAAAGAAAAGGCUGUCGCUUGAUAGACCUGACAAUCUGGUCAAUUCGAGCUUUCCAAUACAUGCAGCUUUUUCCGGUCGGAGUUGCUGAUUCAGCGGAGUUUGCUCCUCUUGAAUAUCUUUCAAUUCGUAUCACAGAGUUUUCCCGCCUAGCGCUUUCACACCCUCGUAUUCGGUAACCGGAAGGAGCUUACCAGAAAGAGCAGGUUCGGUUCAUGGGACUGGGGAGACGACGGGAACAGACUCCCCAAGGAACGCCGCAGGACAAUCCACGCACAGACGUUUGCCAUAAGUUCGCCAAGUCCCAAGGCGUGGCUCCUGUUUCAGCGAAGCCAAGCAGUGUCGCUGGGAUGGAGGGCAAUAAGCCGCAGCGGAAGAAAGCAUCAGCUGCAGCAGCAGCAGCUCCAGCAGCAGCAGCAGCUCCAGCAGCAGCAGUUACAGCAGCAGAAGUCCCUGCAGCAGCCGUUUCUGCAGCAGCAGCAGAGGAUGGGGUGCGACCAACAGCAGCAACGAAGGUUAAUCCUGGUGAAUUGAUAUCGCUGAUUGACGCUGAAGCUCCGCCUACCCCACCACCGUCUCACGGGCACUCUUUCCCAACCGGAGCUGCAGAUUCGCCUGCAACUCCUCUCAGUCUCAAUUCCUCGGCGUCCUCUUCACUAACAUCUUCGUUAACAGCAGGAGGUUUCUCUAUUUCGAUUUCAGAAUCAGAAUCCGGUGCAGGUGCAGCAGCACUGGUUCCGUCGUCAGGUGAUUCAUCCUCGUUAUUGGAUCUCAGCGUGGACGUAUAUGGAGGCAUGGAUCAACUGUACCUCAAGGCGGCUGGCAUGCGCAGUGACUUCACCAUCACGUUUGGCGCUUCAGUUCACUACCAGCUUCACAAGUUCCCCCUCUAUUCCAAGACUGACUAUUUUUCGCAGCAUGCUGUAGAGGAAACGAGCAGCAGGAAGAGUCCAGGUGACCCAGAGAGCUCCACCAAUGGGAAGCGAGCUCGGCUCGACCUCUCUAACCUCCCAGGCGGGAUUGAGACCUUCAAACUCGUGGCGUGUUUCUGCUAUGGCGUUCCCGUUACAAUCACUCCUGCUAAUGUCACAGCUCUCUACUGCGCAGCGAUUUACCUUGAUAUGAGUGAUGACCCCCGUGCUGCCAUGUGUGGUGGGCCCUACGACUGCAACCUGCUCACCCUCGCCUCUCGUCACCUCACCUCCUAUCUCUCCCACCCCCGGGCUGCUCUCACCGUGCUCCAAUCGUGCGAUGCCAGCUCAGCGGUGCGAGCGAAUGCUGAGUCAGCAGGGCUGCUGCAGAGUGCAGUGAACGCAGUGGCUCGAUUGGCUGUGAAAGAAGCGGAAAGGGAUGGCCAUAUGGGCGACGGCACUGAGGAUGCUGCUGGUGGUGGUGGUGGUGCUGCUGCUGCUGCUGCCACCGGGGCUGCUGGUGCUGCCGCUGCAGCUGCUGGAGUCUCGGCUUCUGUUUCUGGUGCAGACAAGGCGAAGGGUGGAGAGAAGGCCAAGGAUAGAGCUCAAGCGGACGCUGAGGUGAAGUCAGAAUCUGCUGCUGGCGCAGGCCCCUUGUGGCUGUCGCCCCAGCUACUGCAGCUGACCCUCCCCACGUUUGUCACGCUGCAUGGUGCAGUGAGGGCCAUGGGUAUGAGCGCGGUGCAUCUGUGUGCUCUGCUGGAGGCCUACUGCAACACGUGGCUUCCCUUCCCUGUGGACGUCACAUCCACGUCAGCAUCACUGUCAGCCACGCCAGCUGACGCCCAGGCAACGUCCACGUGGAAGGAGACUCUAGAAGCAGCGGUUUUGCUGCUGGUCCCGCUCUCUACGCGCCCAGCGGCCUCAGGAGGAACGGUGGCCUCACGAGGCCCAGCAGCCUCAGGAGAUGCCCUGGGGCCGCCUUCCAUGCAGCUGCUGGUGCGCCUGCUGCGGCUGUGCCCUGAAGUGGAUGCCAGUGAAUCCUCCAAAGCGCAGCUGCAGUGCAUGAUCGGCCAUCGCAUCACAGAGUGCGAAGUCGAUCACCUACUUCCUCUCCCUCCCUCGGAGAUCCUCGCUCUCCUUGCUAUAUUCUCAUCUGCUGCUGCCUCAAGCUCUUCCUCUGCUGCUGCAACGAUCCCCACAACCGGUUCUCCUAACACAGUUGGUGAAGGCAGAGAUCCCACCAGUCUCGCUCAAGCUGCGUCCCUUGUUGACACUUACUUAAAGGUCGUAUCUACCUCCCCCAGCGCCACCGCUAUGCUUCCUGACUCCUUCGUCUCCCUUGCAACAGCACUGCCCCUUUCCUGCCGUCCAUCACACGAUGCUCUGUAUGAAGCAGUGGCAGCUUAUGUUGCAGCCAGAGGGUGGGGGGUGGGGUCUGGGAAGGCAGGGGGAGAGGGGAUUGGAGGUGGGGGGAGAGGAGGAGAUGAGGUGAAGCUGCUGGUAGGACUGAUUCAGCCAGAGAAGCUUUCAGAGCCUGUGGCUGAUAUUGCUUCGUCGACCUCCCUUUGGCCACCCUCCUUCACUGUAGCAGUGCUGACGUGGCAGAAGCAGCUGCUAGCACGCCAGGCACAGCAGCUGGUAUCACGGGGCAGAGCGCUGCAGCAGCAGAGGGAGCAGGCCGAGAGGGAGAGGGAGCAGCUUCGGGGGGAGGAGCAGCAGGUGCAGGGGGAGGUGGAGGAGGAGGAGGUUAAGGCUGUAGAUGUGAGGGCGGAUAUAAGGCAGGAGACUCAUGGGCUCACUCAGGCCCUGGUGCAGGUGAGAUCAAGCAUAUCUGACUUGGAACGCGAUGUGGCUGCAGCACUUGAAUCAAAAGCUCGCCCAAAGAAGCCAACCAGUUUUUUCCGAAGGCUAUUUCAACGGUCUACCCAACGAGCUCGUUAGGAACCCAGAAGACAUAAAAUCUGUGGAGCGUUUUGCUGGUUUCCGCAGGAUUUGAAUCAAGAGAUGUUUGAUUAAUAUGUACAUAUUGUAGGACAUGAGUGCACACCA
Molecule: messenger RNA, 3565 nt
Organism: Closterium sp. NIES-67
Lineage: Eukaryota; Viridiplantae; Streptophyta; Zygnematophyceae; Desmidiales; Closteriaceae
Source: the annotation of a GenBank genome assembly